This is a messenger RNA of Arvicanthis niloticus (Nile rat), 1976 nucleotides long. RefSeq names its product putative P2Y purinoceptor 10. Gene Ontology annotation, cellular component: plasma membrane. The record is from RefSeq and is a predicted model, not a curated record. Gene Ontology annotation, molecular function: G protein-coupled receptor activity. NCBI's taxonomy places the organism in Eukaryota, Metazoa, Chordata, Mammalia, Rodentia, Muridae. Gene Ontology annotation, biological process: positive regulation of Rho protein signal transduction; phospholipase C-activating G protein-coupled receptor signaling pathway.
GGGUAGAAAGGGUAAGGUUCUUGGCUUUCUCUUCAUACAUUCAAAAAUAGAACUAGAAACCUCUGUGAAUUGAAAACGACAGUGUGAAUUUUUGCUGCUUCCACUGAAAACUCAAUUCUGAGUCUGCUAAUAUCUUACCUUUGGGGGGAUAUAUUGUUAUGAAGAAUGGAGACUUCAGUGAGAAAUCACCAUGCAAAGGCUUUUCCUAAGGAAGGAACAUGAACACUCAAGAUGGGAAGUAACAGCAUAAACAGUAUGAGAGUAAAGUACACUUAUCUACAGGUGCUGUUUCAGUACUUCCUCUUUGCAACCACCUAUAUCUUUUGGCAGGAGCCAUAAUUCCAUAGUUUUCCCUGCUGAACACACUGAGAUAUUCAAGAUGGGCAGCAAUAGUACCAGCGCUGCUGAGAGGAAUUGCAAUGUCACUUUUUUGACAUUUCAGUACUCUUUGUAUGCAACCACCUACAUCUUCAUAUUCAUUCCGGGUCUCCUGGCUAACAGUGCAGCCCUGUGGGUUCUGUGCCGCUUCAUCAGCAAGAAGAACAAGGCCAUCAUCUUCAUGAUCAACCUCUCAGUGGCAGACCUUGCUCAUGUUCUGUCCUUACCUCUUCGGAUUUACUAUUAUAUCAAUCGUCACUGGCCGUUCCAGAGGGCCCUUUGCCUGCUUUGCUUCUAUCUGAAAUAUCUCAACAUGUAUGCCAGCAUUUUUUUCUUGACCUGCAUUAGCCUUCAGAGGUGCCUCUUUCUCCUCAAGCCAUUCAGAGCUAGAAACUGGAAGCGUAGGUACGACGUGGGAAUCAGUGCUGUCAUCUGGAUUGUUGUGGGGACUGCCUGUUUGCCACUUCCCAUCCUGAGAAGUGCUGGCUUAGCCAAUAAAAGUGAAUCAUGCUUUGCUGAUUUAGGGCUUCACGACAUUAGUAUGGCUUCUUCCAUUGGUAUGAUAACUGCUGCUGAACUUGGAGGAUUUGUAUUGCCUGUUGUAAUUAUUACAUAUUGCACAUGGAAAACAAGAAAAUCUUUACAGGAAUUCCAAGAUCCACCUCAGAAUAUUAAGGAGAGGAAAAAGGCUUUGAGAAUGGUCCUAAUGUGUGCAGUGGUAUUCAUAGUCUGUUUCACUCCUUACCAUCUCAACUUCCCGUUCUUUAUGAUGGUAAAGCAACGUGUUUUCUCAAACUGUUCCUUUAUUAAGAGCACUCUGUGUUUCCACACCAUUUCCUUGUGUCUUGCAAAUCUGAACUGUUGUCUUGAUCCAGUUGUGUAUUAUUUUAUGACGUCAGAAUUUCGUGAUCAAUUUUCAGAACAUGGGAGUUUGGUCAUCCAGUCAUGUUUGCGUUGUAAGGACAGUACUUUGGAAAUUCGUCAGAGGAAGGAGAAUCUUCAGACAAUCUCUCUGGAAUGUUUGGAUAUUCCAAUACAAUGUGAUGAAAUGGUUAUCUAAAAUAAUCUUUAUACUCUGUCACUUGAGCCAUUUCAGUGUGAUACUGGGUGUCAUGAAGAAACCCAGCCACUUCACUCUAAAUAAUCUGUCUACAGGAGUUCUGUAUGACAAGAUUAUUAGUGGACUAUGUGAGGAAAAAAACUAUCUUCACACAAUAUAAUAAUCAAGAGAAAUAACCAUAUACCUGUUCCUCAGUAAUGGGGCCAAUAUUCUCAUCUUUAACUGAGAAAAAUAAAAUAUAUUAAAACUUAGUGGACAUGUACAAGUUAUCCCAACCUUAAAAAUUCUACAUUAGAAUAUGUCCCUAUCUUUAUUUAGAAAACACACACUACUUGAGCCAAUUGUAUUACAGAGAGAUGGCUUUUCAUAUUUAUAUGAAUUAUGGAAAUUAAAACAGUAUAACUUAAAAUAUCUAUAAGAUUAUCUUUUUCCUCACUUUGAAGAAAAUCAUCAAUUCCAAUGAGCCUUUCAAAAUUAUCUUAAGCCACAGACAAUGCAAACACCUGAAAUAGAAUUGUACUCUGCAUAUUUAAAAAUG